Ziziphus jujuba (common jujube) is the source of this 1761-nucleotide messenger RNA. RefSeq lists its product as uncharacterized. The record is from RefSeq and is a predicted model, not a curated record. Gene Ontology annotation, molecular function: phosphoglycerate dehydrogenase activity. Lineage: Eukaryota; Viridiplantae; Streptophyta; Magnoliopsida; Rosales; Rhamnaceae. Bases 417 to 1361 code for a protein of 314 amino acids. The transcript has 3 exons.
UAUACUUGAUUUAUAAGCACCCAUCAAUUCUUUCUCUUUCCGACAAUUUGUUUUCGACAACUUCAGAUUAUCCCCGACUUCUAAUUCUUUUUUUUUUUCCGAAGAAUUGAAAAAAAAUAAUAAUAAUAAUCUUUUUUUCGGACGGAGAGUGUUGUUUUUUCGAGUGGGGUUAGUUCUAAUACUGCUGGCCACUAAUUUUGAAUGUAUGGUAUCCAAAGCUCAAACCUUGGCCGGUCGAAAGCGAUAAGCGAAGUCACUUCCUAAAAGAAUUUGAUUAAAAGUUUAUAAGUUGAGAUUUGUGGAUGGAAGAAUUCCUUGGUUUGGUAUGCCAAUCCAAGUUCAGCUUGCGUAGUUUACCUGAUGAAAUCACCAUUUAAACCAAAAUUGAAGGGUUUCAGUGAGGAUUGAGUUCCUGAAUGAUGGAAGGCAAUUGUGAAACACCAAACAAUGGUGAAGUGGCUGAUCCAGGUCUCCAGAUUAUUAGAUAUUCUCCUUACGUACCCUGCAAUAAAUUAUCAUCACCUUGGCUUGAUUUGAGAGUCUUCUAUGUGAGGAUAUGUAAUUUCAAAUUUGAUGAUUCGACCCCUGAGUUUCUCACUCUCAACCAUAUUCCUCUAAGCCCUGACACCAUUUUGGAAAUAAAUGGUGCUAAAAGUAGCAUUUACUCUGAUGGUGUCUCAUCACUUCUUAGAAGGGAUCGUGUAGAUAAGAAUUCUGAUGAAGCCACGUUUGUGAGCACAGACAGCAUAAGGUUAACUGGGAGUGUGAAAUUUGACGUGUUUGACAAAGAAGAUCUUAUUCUCUUAGGUGUUUUGCAGAUGUCUAAUAGUAAUGGUUUUAUUGGGGAAUCGAAAAACAAUGUCAAGCAAUGGAGCAUGAAUUGUGAGUCAGAGAUCACUGCUGGCACAGGUUUCUUGAAGGGAAAACAUAUCGGUGGCCCCGAAUUAACAUCACCAACCAUUGAGGUUUAUGUUGCAGGUUGCUUCUCAGGAACACCUAUCAUCUUAACCAAGACAUUGCAACUUAGUUUCCGGAAGAAGCACUCAAGGAAGGGCAUGUUGGAUGCUAUCCCUGAAUAUGAAACCACUGAAUGCCAGAAAGAUGUGUCUCCUGAACUUGAUCUGCAGAUUGCCGAAUAUAGAAACUACAAACCAGAAAAUGAGGAAGACUACGGGAACAUGUACUGGAGAAGAACAGAAUAUAUGGAUGGUGAAGACGGUGAACUUUCAUGGUUCAAUGCUGGGGUAAGAGUUGGUGUUGGGAUUGGACUUGGAAUUUGUCUGGGAAUCGGUGUAGGAGUCGGUCUGUUGGUCCGUACAUACCAAGCAACCACAGGGAAAUUUAAAAGGAGGCUAAUGUGAUUACUCAUUUUAUCCAAAACUGCAAAUAAAAACACGAUCACUUGGUUCUCAAAAUCCAAACGCAGCUAACUUCAUCCUUGUUUUUGACUUGCAUAUUGACUGCACAUUUUGGCUGGACUGCUUCUCUUUUUGUGUAGCUGACACCUACAAUAUUGGUUUGCGUGUGCUUUUCUUUUUUUUCUUUUUUUUUUUUAAUUAAUUUUUCCUCUUCCACUUGAUCUUUGUAAGGCAAUGUGUUUGUGUAGGAAGGUCUUCGAAGAAUAUGGUUUAGUGAACUGAUCUUAGUCUCUUUCAUGUUGUUCUCUCAGAUUCAGGUUUAUGCUUAUCUAAAGCUUUGUUCAACCUGUAUUGCCUGUAAAUAAGUGUGUUUCUAUAGAAGCAUUUGGAUUUGAUUUUGUUA